Molecule: messenger RNA, 4045 nt
Organism: Acanthopagrus latus (yellowfin seabream)
Lineage: Eukaryota; Metazoa; Chordata; Actinopteri; Spariformes; Sparidae
Gene: ppm1da
Product: protein phosphatase, Mg2+/Mn2+ dependent, 1Da
Exons: 6
Coding region: 135-1928 (597 amino acids)
Biological process (GO): protein dephosphorylation
Cellular component (GO): nucleus; cytosol
Molecular function (GO): protein serine/threonine phosphatase activity; cation binding; mitogen-activated protein kinase binding
Source: RefSeq, a predicted model, not a curated record
AACACUUUCUGUGGCAUAUUUCCCUCAAAGUUGGUACUUGAGGUUCUGGGCCAACCUCUAGAGGGCAACGGCUGCAUUGACGCUGCCACGUCCACGUGCUAGAAGAAGAUAGACUGACGUCAACACGUCUGAGCAUGCCUACUACGCUCGUACAUAAACAAAGGCAGGACGCAAAGGCACUAGUAACUCUGUUCUUCUGUAAUUUUAUAUGCUUACAUUACCGACAAAUUGGGCAGCAACUCAUUUCUGGAAUCAUGGAUAACGCAUUAUUGAUGCGAGUGAGUGUUUUUACCGACCAAGGAGGCAGGAAAUACAUGGAAGAUGUGACCGAGGUCAUAGUGGAGCCCGAGCCGGGGGAAGAUGAGCCGACGUCGGGUGAGCCGGAGGAUAGCAGUAGGGCAGACUGUACCGUCACUUCUCUGGCUGGGGACACGCGCCCAGACUGGACUGGUGAAACUAUGACGUCCCUGCAUGCGCCAGAUGGACCAUGUGAAGCUUUACGAACGGAAGGUCAGAAUAUAUCGGUCGAAUCAUCUUUACAGGGAGGUCAGAGCCCGCCGCAAGCACAGCCGAGCAAUGCGAGCCGUUCCCGCCGUUCGGUCGCGUUCUUCGCAGUGUUUGACGGGCACGGAGGUCGCGAGGCUGCGCAGUUUGCGCGAGAUUAUUUGUGGGAGUUCAUGAAGAAGCAGCGAGGGUUCUGGUCAGACUGUGACCGGGAGGUCUGCUCGGCUAUACGCAAAGGAUUUGUCGCCUGUCAUCAUGCUAUGUGGAAAAAGCUCCCUGAAUGGCCAAAGACCCUUACAGGCCUUCCCAGCACAUCUGGUACUACAGCCAGUGUAGUGGUCAUCCGAGGAAACCGCAUGUAUGUGGCCCACGUUGGGGACUCAGCAGUGGUUCUUGGGGUCCAGGAUGACCCCUCAGACCCAUUCAUCAGAGCUGUGGAAGUCACACAAGACCACAAACCCGAACUACCAAGAGAGAGGGAGCGUAUCGAAGGUCUGGGAGGAAGUGUAAUCAAGAAAUCUGGAGUGAAUCGGGUCGUUUGGAAGAGGCCAAGGCUGAGUCACAAUGGCCCGGUCCGCCGAAGCACUGUCAUUGACCAGAUACCAUUCUUGGCAGUAGCACGAGCUCUAGGUGAUCUGUGGAGCUAUGACUUUUACAGUGGGGAAUUUGUGGUUUCUCCUGAACCAGACACUUGUGUGGUUACCCUUGAUGCCAAAAAGCAUCGCUACAUCGUCCUGGGCAGUGAUGGUCUGUGGAACAUGGUGCCACCUCAAGAGGCUAUCUCCAUGUGUCAGAACAACGAUGAGGCAAUGGCACCAUGUGGGGUAUCAAGUGCCCGGCAGCUGGUCAGCCACGCUCUGCUGCGCUGGCGUCAGCGCAUGUUGCGGGCUGACAACACCAGCGCCAUCGUGAUUGCCCUGCAGGAGUUUGGGAGCUCCCAGGAUACCCUGCACCAUGAGGAGGUGCUACUCGACUUGGCCAAGAUGUCCCAGUGUCCUCCCACCACCAUAUCACGUGCGGAUACUCCGCUCCUUCAGCGCCCUCCAGAAGAAGAUUCUCCCUCUGCCAUGUGUGAACUCCUGCCUACUUUGGAGCGAAGGGAUGGACUAUCAGGAAGUAACACCCUAUACCACAUGAAUCUGUCUGACUCAUUCACUCUGACACCUCUGUGUUCAAACAGUAGCGCUGAGCUGCCCAGUCAGUCCAGUCCCACUGACAGGACAGUUGGCAUUCAGACACCCAACAGCAAAAGAACUAUUGACGGGUCAUCAUCACCAUCAUCAGGCCAGUCGGCUAAGAAAGCUCGUCGUAGGACGGCUGCCAGGCCACCGCUAGUCCAACACAACGCAGAGAAGAAACAGAAGGAAUCCAAUAAUGUAUCGCCCAUUCUCCAGCAGCACAAGACAACUGUGUGUGUGUGCUGAAACAAACACACAGACACAUCAACCUGCUGCUUCCCACUGUCAGCCUCAUCCCCAGUGGCAUCUGUUCACUAUUUUAGCUAUUUUCCUGCACAUUCUCGGAGUUCAAACCAACCUUAAUCUAGGGGCCGUGGGAAGUGCUGUCUUCUUGUCUAGCAGCAGUACAGCACUUGUUUGAAAACAUUAAGGUUUUUAGGAAGAGUCGUCAUAUUCACGAGACGUGUCUUCGUUUCAAAAUCCCUUCCUGAGAUGCUGAUUCUUGUCUUCUACAUAAUCAAAUUGUUGAUGUGUCCUGCUUCAGCUUUCUGGUUACAGUUAUAAAAGAAACAAAUUAGAACUAAUGAGGCAGGUGUAAAUAUUAUGCAUUUUAUAGGUGAGUGCUGAAAAGAAACUGUUUGUUUAAAACAAAUCUAUAUUUUUUAUAUGUUCUUUAAUUGUAUGAUGAUAAAACAUGAAAAUGUAGGUGAGCUCCACCACAGCUUCUAUCUCCUCUCCCUCUCUCCAUAUACUAUUGUGUGCACACCCUGUGUUUAAACAUAUUUAUGUAUUUUUAUUCUUAUAAUUGUACUUUAUCACUGGAGAUUUGUCUUGAAUAUAAACUGAAGGUGCUGCUACAGUCACAAACCAUAAGCUACUACAUUGUGUGUAUUGAUACAAAGAUAUGUGUUAUAAGUGUUGGUAGCAUUUUAUUCUUUGACAGUCUGUAUUUUCCAUAAUACAUCGCCCCUGUGUGGUUUCAAGUGAUGAGUGUUGUUCACUCUUUAAUUGCACCGUGCAUCUUAAGGGACAGAUCCACUCUCUUAAACAUUUUACAAUGUUGUAAUUUGUAAUGAAUCAUUACAGUUUAGUUUGCUGGUGUCUUGACUUCCUGUGAGCCUUUUCUACCCCUUCAUACAUCUGCUAGUGAUUUUCUCUAAUUCCAAUAAUGCCUUUCAACAGUGCUCUGCUGUGCUGAAGCUUUUGCAGGGGUUGUAGUGUCUUUCCUUACAAUGACAGAUUUUUUUUUCCCCCCGUGUUUGCCCAGUGUCCGGGUGGCUGCAAAACAAAGACUUCCUUUGGUUCUGAGGGAUCAACAAAAAACCUGAUGUUUACAAUCAAUGUUGAUGAUUAUUUUGUGCUGCCAUACUUUCUUUGUGGCUAUAGAUAUCACAUUGUCUUUAUUUAGUCGUUGAUUUAUGAGAAUAAGAGGGAUGCUCCAUCAAAAGCAUGUUAGUCCCUACAGACAAGGGGACUGUCUACUUCACCAGUCAACCCUGCUACCUUGAUAAAUCUUGCUUGCAACAAGGCGACUUCUCUUUGCCCUGCUGAGGCUGACUGAGAGGUUUCUUUAGCAUUCUUUUUAUAUAAACCAUUGUCCCUCCAUGCUGUAGCUGCAGUUGUAUUGUUACUGAUGUAUGCACAAGGCUCAUUUGCCAGUAAAUACACUCUAUAUGGUAUUUCUAAGAGAAAUAUUUUUGCACUAUUAUGGUGACCAUAAUUGUCUUUGAUAAGGGAGUUGGUUUUUGUCCUGAAAAUGAAAAUGGUGCCGCUAGGGAUGGAUGAUAUAAUUGGAGUCAAUAAUGAAAAUACAAAGCAAAUGGAGUAUGUUUGGUGGCAAAAAAUAUUUUAACAUGUAGAAGGGAGUCCUCAUUAAGUACUGUUUGUAGAACAUGUCUGAGCCCUCUUUUGUCUCUAAUGGUUUUGUAAACAUGACAGAAACAUUCUUUUCUAUGAGAAAUAUUAAUUGGGAGAGAAAAUAACCAUUACACCAAUAAGACAGAUGCCUCAGUCUUUGUAAAACCUUGUUACAUGAUAAUGUAUUUUCAUUAAGAUAAGUGCAAUUUCUAACAGGAAUUUGUAGCAUUAUGGAUUGGUUUAAAAUAUUGUAUAAUGUUGAUUGACAAUGUUGGAGGGGUUUUAAUGUUCUCGUUUGACACAUUCACUCAGCAAAUACAGUCUGUUACCUGGCUCUAGAUGCCUGUAUGAUUUUUAUUUAGUAUAUAUAAGUAGUCUUAUUUACUCUGUUGACAUCCCUGAUUCAGAUUGCUGUGCUAGCAGCAUAAAUUGCAUGUGUACGGUGUAAAUGUGAAAAACACAUCUGGAAAUUAACCUAUUUAAAUAAAAAUGAAGUAAUUACUAUA